AAGGACGAACAAUAUCAAGAUUUCUAGAAGCUCGGCGCCUCUGGCACCCAGGGUAGAUAAACCCCCAAUGUGUGUUCGCGUGUUCCUAUUAUUGCAGUCACGGUAUGUCGUAUUGCGUGACUUGUAAACACCUAUUGUUAGCUCGUGCCAUGCGGUUGGCUGAGGACGAAACGUGCAUAUAUUACACCAACUCUCAGAAAACCUCCUUGGCGAUCGAUCUAAAACAAAUGAAAGAAAAAAGAGAUGAGAUCGACUGAGAGCUAGUGAUUAAACUCGGCGAAGAACGUCCUAGCCAUGGCGAAGGUUUUCAAGCGAAAGGGAAUGGGACUUUUCUCGGCUAUUAUCGCCUUGGCCGCUCUUGUCUUGAUUAUUGUAGCGAUUAUAACGGAAUACUGGGUGAUGGCGGACUUGCAGAGGACUGUGUUAACUAACGGCACAGCUGUCAGUCAGACGGGUGGCUCAAAGACCUUCGGAUUAUUUAAGGGUACCAGCUCCAAGGAUUAUGGACUUGGCAAUCGACAGAGAAAUUUUGAUGUCAAAGAGGAGUUCGAAGAAGUGGCGAAUAACAAGGUCGUGUGGGCCACCGUCGGAUUCUGCGCACUCAGUUUGCCAUUCAUCUGCUUUGGCCUCGGCAUGGCGUGCUACAAUGAGUUCAGCAAACCGAACCUGAUGGUGCUUGGUACUCUAGGAGUAUUCGUGAUGCACAUCAUAGCAUUGGUGUUCCUACUCACCGCCGCCUGUCUUUACGCGACAUUAUUCGAGACGCAGCUGAAACGUAACGUACUACGCAAACAAGACCAGCAAGAUGGCUUCUCGUCCACGGACCGAGCGAGACUGGGCUACUCGUACUGGAUCCUCCUGGGAUCUGCAGCACUAGUCAUCAUUAGCCCUUUGGCGCUUCUACUUAGCAAGAUACACGUCACGCACUACUUCAAGACAAACAAACCAAAAGAGAUGGCGACAGCAGAUGGCGUGAUGCUGUACUAGAAUGUCACGCAAUACGUACUGUUUUAGAUUAGGUCACGUCACACAAUAAGACUAAAACUAAGAGAUGACGACAGCAGAUGGCGUGACGUUCCCCUAGAAUUUCACGCCAUCCAGUCGUCACCGUCACCAUCCAGUCGUCUUCGCUCACCGUAUACACUACUUACUAUAAAUAGACCACAAGAAUGGUGAUAGAAGAUGGCGUGAUAUUGUCGCGCAAUCCUGUUACGUAGUGUUCAGAACAUGUUUACUUCCGGUAAAUUACGUAACAAUCUCCGAUUAUUUUUAACGGAAAACGCGAAAAAUAUUUCAAAAUUGUAAAA
This is a messenger RNA of Nematostella vectensis (starlet sea anemone), 1307 nucleotides long. Its product is annotated as clarin-3. Lineage: Eukaryota; Metazoa; Cnidaria; Anthozoa; Actiniaria; Edwardsiidae. The record is from RefSeq and is a predicted model, not a curated record. The transcript is spliced from 3 exons. Bases 295 to 987 code for a protein of 230 amino acids.